AUGGCGGACGAGACACCCACGCAGGGUAGCAGCAAUAGAAGGCGCUACAAACCACUGACACCGAGUCCGAGCCCGCAACCUGCGCCUGCUACUACCGCAUCUCACCCCAUACCACCAGUCGCGACGUCUUCCGAUCUCCCAGCGGGCCCACAACUGCUGCCGCUCAACCGUUCCAUGCCCAAAGGCGGAUAUUUGGAUUUGUCUGGGUCACUUCUCUACCCCAUGGCGGACCCGCUGAUCCAAUUCAACAUACCGGAGGCGUCGAGCUCCUCGGCAACAACAUGGGACCAUACCACCUUUCUUGUCAAAACCCCAGCACCCUACCAGAACCUUGUGUUGCCGGAAGAUGAUCUCAACAUUGAUCUUGGCGAAGACGACCCAAUUGACACUGUCGAAACUGGUGGCGAUCUAGGUGUAAAGAGAAAGAGACAAGAUGACGACGAGGAUGGAGACCAGAGCUUCGAUGAGGCGAUGGGCAAAAAGACCAUGGAAGGGGACAACACAGAUGAUAAGGAUGAAGAUGUUGGUACGAGCAAUGAGAUGGGCGGUAUAUGUGAAGAGAAAUCCCGGCGAGAUAUUAUGGAAGAAGGCACAAAGGAAGUAGUAGGAGCCAACAAUACAGACGGUCAGAAAGAGGUCGAUGGUCUACUACUCCAGGCGCUAGAUGAGAUGGUGGAAGAACCGGACAAGGCAGUGGCCGACGAGGGAGGAGCUGCGGAGUCGCCUCUGAAAGGACCGGGAACACUUCUCGACCCACGUCGCUGCCCAGAGGCUGCUGGGAGUUGCUCCAAUGUCGACGCAGGCAGGACAGCUACUACAGCGACCGUACCGGACGUGAUGCUUCCGAGCGUUCAUGUCAACGAGGUGAACAGCGGCGAGGCGAACCUUCGGGGUUUCCUCCAGGGAUGGCGCGAGGAGCUGGCAGAGGAGGUAAAAAGUACAACAGCUACCUCAUCCGCGCCGGCGAAGGAGGCGCCCUCGGCAUCGGGGGGUUCGGUUCGUGACAAUGGUCCUCGUGUGGGCUCUGCCAACCAAGGACCAAUGAUGAAGAAGGCUAAGAAGGAGUAA
Messenger RNA from Alternaria infectoria, 1068 nucleotides. RefSeq lists its product as uncharacterized. The transcript is spliced from 2 exons. Lineage: Eukaryota; Fungi; Ascomycota; Dothideomycetes; Pleosporales; Pleosporaceae. The record is from RefSeq and is a predicted model, not a curated record. Bases 1 to 1068 code for a protein of 355 amino acids.